Molecule: messenger RNA, 1649 nt
Organism: Exophiala dermatitidis NIH/UT8656
Lineage: Eukaryota; Fungi; Ascomycota; Eurotiomycetes; Chaetothyriales; Herpotrichiellaceae
Exons: 1
Coding region: 485-1450 (321 amino acids)
Source: RefSeq, a predicted model, not a curated record
UAAAUCUUAGGUACCUACCUAUUGUUGUUAGGCAAGAAGUCUCUUCCCUCAGGUUCCAAGUUCUUGACAGUAGUAAACUUCGGUCCAUUCCAUUUAACUUACCCUGAAGCCACUCCGCUAAUUCCCAUGGUCCAACGCACCUAGGUGCUACGGAAGUCCGAAAGUCUGAACUGUGACGCGAAAACAAGGGAGAUCAUCAUCGCGUACCGAACAAACAAAAAGGUUGAUUAAACACGGUACACAAUGCCAGUGAGUCACUGGCAUAAAAAGAACUAAUAUAGAUGUUCAUUCAUCAUCUGAGUCUCCUAACUUUGAAAUCAAAUCCCGUUCACUGAUAGUAACCACUGCACAUUUACGAAACCGACUCACCAUAGUGUUCAGUACCUAAAGGGCGACCGUGACCGUGACCGUGAUACUACCAACUGAAUCCAGGCACUCACCAACAGGCAAAAGUACUCGUAUUCGUACUCGUACUCGUGGCACGAUGCCUCGCAGCGCCGCCAGACCGCGAGCAUACGACAAUCUACCAUCCGAGCGGUACCAAGGCCGGGCAUCUUUCGGAUCAGAACCGCCUUCCAAGACAAAACGGAAAGAGAUAGCGGAAGAAACACUAUCUCUGAUUCCUAGCGUCCUGCAAACCAUGGGGUUUUCCUCACAACCAGAGUCAAUUUUCUUCUCAUCACAGCUCGAAGAACUUGACCGGAGCCGGCUGGCCAGACCGGGAUACCCGACGAGACCCUCGAUCAAAGUUCGCUAUGGAGAUACUUUCAGUCUCGCUCGAGAGCUUUUGAAAUCGCGGCCAGACUACAGCGGUAAAGUGGCUGUGCUGAAUUGCGCAUCUGAUACCGAACUUGCGGGCGGCUGGCGGCAUCGCUUUGGGACAACGCAGGAGGAUGCACUUUGCUAUUCGUCGACGAUUUGGCCGACGCUGGAGAAAUGGAGUGGGAGGUAUCCUUGGCGGACGAUUGUCAGUAGAGACGGAAAUCCAGGAGAAUGUGCAGGCAUAUUCCAUCCCAACGUGGUCAUCUUUCGGGAUGAGUUGGCCAAAGACUGUCGCGUCCUAGACCGCAAGGACUGGGCUACUGUGAGCGUGACCAGUGUGGCGGCUUUGGCUUGUCCUCCUUUGGUACCAGCAAGUAAGUCCAGAGGUGGUCGAGGUGAUCAGGGGCAGGACAUGCAGUUGAAGCUCGACAAGGAUGUACGUAGGCUCAAGGAACGGUGGAGAAUGAUUCUACGGAUGGCGGCGGCACAGGAGAAGAGUUUGCUGUUGUUGGCGGCUAUUGGAUGUGGGGUUUGGAAGUGUCCUCCGAGGCAGAUGGCGGAGUUGCUUAAGGAGUGUCUGGAAGAGCCGGAGUUCCAGGGUUGGUUUGAGGAUGUUUGGGUUGGGAUUUAUGAUAGGAAAGUUUGUGAUGUUUGGCGAGAGGUGUUGGAGGAUGGAGAAGAAUCGUAGAAUGGGACUGGUAUACAACUUAAUCAGUCUGUGGCUACUUGGACUGAUGGGAUUCAAUCGCACCGAUGGAAUGAGAGGGUCUACUAUGCACCUAGGUAGGUACUCAGUGCGUGAACCUCGCUAAGAUGCAGAGUGCCCGAUUAAAGCACACUGUCACCCUAUGUUCAAUUCUACCUUCCAAACCGAAAUCAGAAUAAAU